CUUUGACCAUCGCCGAAGAAUCUUCAAACUAUGGCUUUUUUGCUAUCUAGAAUUUUUGUUGCCACCACUUUGAUGGUCCUUUUCUCUUCGUGGGUUUUUAUGGAUGGUGCGCAAGCGCAGGUCACUUUUUCCAGAGACUGGAACCCAGGAAAGAGGAACAUCGAAAACUUUAACGAAUUACGCGCUGCUUCCAAAUCGGUCAAUGCAAUAUGCCAUAUGUUAAUUAACCAAAUAAGACAAAUGGUAUCUGAAGAUGAACUUCCUGGUCUUUCUAGACAAUAAUUACCCAACUAAUAAUUAUAUAAUAGUUUUGUUACUACCGAGAAUUUGGACUGUUGAAUAGACGUCAUGGACAUGCUCUUGACGUCAAUUUGAAAGUCCAAAUGCUCAGUAGGAACAAGCCUAAUAUAAUUUAAUAUACAUAUGUUACAAUACACUAGAGGCUGGACUUAAAUAGUAUAAAUGUAGAAUAAAUU
Brassicogethes aeneus is the source of this 476-nucleotide messenger RNA. NCBI's taxonomy places the organism in Eukaryota, Metazoa, Arthropoda, Insecta, Coleoptera, Nitidulidae. The record is from the annotation of a GenBank genome assembly.